This is a messenger RNA of Fusarium vanettenii 77-13-4, 1011 nucleotides long. RefSeq lists its product as uncharacterized. The transcript has a single exon. Lineage: Eukaryota; Fungi; Ascomycota; Sordariomycetes; Hypocreales; Nectriaceae. Gene Ontology annotation, molecular function: hydrolase activity. The record is from RefSeq and is a predicted model, not a curated record. The coding region runs from base 1 to 1011 and encodes 336 amino acids.
AUGUCUCAAAACCACCAUUCAGCCAACCUUGUUGAAGAUUUGGCCGUGCUUCGACCUCCAUAUGACCCUUUGCUUGUACCAGCAGUUGAGACCAGCAAGAAGUCACUGCCUGAUAUUCUUGAGCUUGAGUCCUUGCGCAACCUCAGCGGCGGGUUCGAACUCGCCAAGAUCCUUGAAGACUUCCCGAGCCUCGAUCAUGCCGAGUAUUCUGUUCCCGGUCUGAACCAGGGCGACCCAGAGGUCGUACUAUCCAUUCUCAGACCCAAAGACCCAAGCAACAAGCUGCUUCCAGCCUUCUACCAUAUCCAUGGCGGUGGUCAGGUGGCAGGCAACCGAUUCUCGGCAUUGGGGGUGGUCAUGGAAUACUUGGCCGGUAUCGAGACUGUCUUCAUUUCGGUUGAAUACCGACUUGCGCCUGAACAUCGUGCCCCAGCUGCCCUCCACGAUGCCUACGCCGGUCUCUUGUGGGUUGCCGAGCAUACAGCCGACCUUGGCAUCGAUGGCUCCAAGAUGAUCGUUUGUGGCGGUUCUGGCGGGGCGCCAAUUGCUGCUGGUACAACGAUGCUAUGCAGAAAUAAAGAGAAACCGUUUCCGGGCGCAUUGAUGCUUCUGACGCCAAUGCUGGACGACCGCGUUGAUACUGUAUCGUCAAAGCAGUUUGAAAAGGGUGCACCGUGGUGUGGCAUAACAAAUCGCAUGGCCUGGGACCACGUGUUGGGUUCUGAACGUGCUGGUCCAAGAGUUAGCGAGUUAAUUGCUCCAGCUCGCGCAACUGAUUUGACCGGACUGCCACCUACCUUUGUCGACGCAGGUGCUUGUGAGGUCUUUCGUGACGAGGCUGUCAGGUUUGCGUUGAAACUUUGGGAAUGCGGUGUGUCAGCGGAGCUUCACGUAUGGCCUGGGGCAUACCAUGGAUUCGACAUGCUAGGGGAGACUGCACCAGUUGCCGUGGCUGCGAGAAGCGCAAAGCUCUCUUGGAUAAAGAGAGUUGUUGCAUCUUGGGACGCGUAA